Molecule: messenger RNA, 3100 nt
Organism: Cyprinodon tularosa
Lineage: Eukaryota; Metazoa; Chordata; Actinopteri; Cyprinodontiformes; Cyprinodontidae
Product: cysteine/serine-rich nuclear protein 1-like
Exons: 5
Coding region: 187-1881 (564 amino acids)
Biological process (GO): regulation of transcription by RNA polymerase II
Cellular component (GO): nucleus
Molecular function (GO): sequence-specific DNA binding; DNA-binding transcription factor activity, RNA polymerase II-specific
Source: RefSeq, a predicted model, not a curated record
UGGCAGCUCCCAGUCUGUCCUCUCAUAUUCACACUAGUACUACUGUGCAGCUUCACAUAAACAGAACAAAAUGCUCAGCUGGUCGGACGGCAGCCGGGAGCCAUAACUUCAUGACCCUCCGAGAUCCGCUUUAAUAGCAUGCUGUCCUUUACUUUUUGAAUAUAUAGGAACCACCAAAGCCAAACAAUGAGAGACAUCCUUAAGAGGAAGUUUGCAGAGGUAGAGGUAGAGGAAAACCCCUGCUAUUCCCCCCCCUCCUCCUCCUCCUCCUCCUCCUCCUCCUCUUCUUCUUCUCCAUCUUCCCUCUCCUCUCCCGCCUCCUCGGAGUGGGAGUCCGACGGGGAGGGGAGCUCAUCAGAGCUCCAAGAUUUCACACCUCACAGUCCUGCCUCAGCCUCCAGCUUACCCAUUUGGUCUAUCCUGAAGAAGCCAAAGCUCUCAAAAAGACCAAGCAGGGUGCGAUUCAACCAGGUGACAGUGUUCAGCUUUCCCCGCUGUCAGGGUUUCACCAGCGUGCCCAGCCGAGGAGGUGCCACUCUAGGCAUGGUGCGGAAACACAGCGCUCUGCGAAGGUACACUGUGGACGAGUACGCACUAGAGCAGCGUAGCAGACGCAAAGAGAGGCAAAGGGAAAAACUGAGGCAAGAGAGGUUGGAGGCAUUAAAAAGCAAGCUGGUCAUGAGUGGAGCUGUUGACCAGAAUGAAGCGGAGAAGCUGACGAUGGAUCAAGCUCUGGAUGAAGACCUUGACAUCCACAUUAGUGAGUCUGAUUUGGAGGAUGGAGGCUUCUUUCAGCCGUUCUCUUCUAGACAGCGUCAGGCUCUGCUCCUGGCAGCAGGGGUGAAAACCAUUGACAAGGAGGAGAAGAGGCAGCUUCACACUCUGCGGCUCUCCAGACAGGCCUGUGGCUGUGACUGCAAGGGCUUCUGUGAGCCGGAAACCUGCGCCUGCAGUCAGGCAGGCAUCAAGUGCCAGGUGGACCGCUUCAACUUCCCCUGUGGAUGCUCCAAGGACAGCUGUGCAAACAUUCAGGGGCGCAUGGAGUUCGACGCCAGGCGGGUUCAGACUCAUUACAUCCAUACAGUUAUGAGACUCGAGCUGCAGAGGCGACUGAAAUGUGAAGCGCUCAUCUCUGGGGAGCAGGGAGGAGUCUCAGAGGAGCCUCAAGACUUUAAAGAACACAAAGAGGUCCGUGCAGAUCAGAGGGAGGAAGAGAACAUGUGUCCGUUCAGGUCUGGCUUAGAGGAGGAUCAGCUUCCUAUCACCAUGCCUGCUGCUCCUCCAUUCCACUGCCUCCCAGAGCGGCUGAUCGUUGAGGAAAACAGCUGCAGCAGCGACAUCUCCGAGUCCUCUCUGUCCUCUUCGGAAUGUGACACAGGAGGAUUCUUCAGCGGGGCUCAGACUCCUCCUGAGGGAGGUUCAACCUGCGACUCCAGCAAUAAGAACUUUUACUCAUGCAGCCAGAUCAGGAGCAUGAUGGAACCACCGAGCCAGCACGGCUGCAGCUCUGCAGCUACCGCCAACCAGAGGCCACUUUCUCCCAUCACCCUUUCAGACAACAUGGACCCCAGAAGGAACCAUCUUGAUGAGAAUGCAAAUCAAUCCAGAGACUUUUUCAAUGAAGACUCUUUGGAGGACUUCCCUAACACCCCUUCUCCCACUUUGGACUACUCCUUCAGCAGAUACAUGGACCUGAGCCUCUCCUCUGACUCUGACCUGGAGUUCUUCCACAGGGACUACCCCUCUGGACCGCUGAACAGCUCCUUCAAAGACUACAGACGCUCAGACGUCUUUCAGCCCCUCCAGCUGCUCAGCUCUGUCAGUUUACCCCAGCAGGAGUCGAGCACCCAGCUGCUGGAGUCUCUGAUCGGACUAACUUAAUCGACCAAACACCAGAUGUGGUCAGAUCCUCAGCUUUUAAUCUUUCUUGUAGAUUACAAUUUAUUUUAAUAUAACUUCAAAGCACAAGUACCUAUUUUUCCGAAUGGAAUAUUUUUAUUUGCCUGAAAAUCAAAAGUAAUUUUCAGGAAAAAAACACACUUGGAUAAUUGAUGUUUUAGUUGUUUUUUUUUUUUACUGAUUCCUUAACCUAUUCAAAAACUGUGUAUAAGAUGUAUUUUAUAUUUACUAUGACCAAGAAUAUAAUUCACAAGCACAAAGUUUGCAUAUGAACUGCAAUACAGUAUCACAUGUAGUAAAGAGCGAGUACAGCUGCUGAAGGAAGAGUGAAGGUGCUUGCUGCUGUGAUAGCGCAGGAUUCCAGCUCCCAGUUUUAGAAUCAUUCUCAUCAAUAAAUGUUCACUGGGAUGAUGAUGUAUUUAUUUAUAAAUCACUAAUUUUGUUUUUUAAAAUGGUAAAAUAAGAAAAAUAAUUAUGAAGUGUUAAAAUUGAAGAGUUUACAUGUCAGCGACUGAAUGGUCAUGGCAGCGGUUCAAGUCCGGAGUCAGUGGUUUCUCAUUUAAUUAUGAUGUAUGAAAGCAGUUGUGUGUCCACCGUCAUAUGGUCACACGGAGCCCAUAUUUAAAGCUUUAUAUUUCUUUUUUCUUCUUUUACAGCAGAAUUGUUUUUGUCUCCACCUUUAUGGUGAGCAGCCAUUGGCCGGUUACUGGUUAGCCCUUUGAUUGAGAUGCCAAGAGUUGCUCACAUAACAGAUUUCACGUUAAAUGUUUUGUGUAAAUACCCUCUAUGCUGUGGUAUUUUUGCUCCAGGCUCUCAUACUGUGAAAAUCUCCUGCUGGCUUCAGUCCCUGCUGGAGAGCGCUCUGGUCUUUCUGACACCAAAAACAAAUCCAGCUGGUGUGAGUUUUCAUAAUAUAUCAAAAAGUUGGUUAAUGCUCUUGAAUUUCUUCAAGCAGCAAACAAAUUGCUGUUAGUUGUUCAUCUUCAUUUUACAAUGGAUGCUAUGUUUACAGCAGUUUCUAAUAAAAUCAGUUUCAGCUCUAUAUUAGUGGUUACUUUUGGCGUAGUUUUGUAACUAUUUGUUGGAUCUUAAUGGAUUUUGUAUAUGCGCCAAUGUAUACUGUGGAGAGAUAUUUAAAUAAUAUAUAUAUGUAUAUAAAGCCAAAUAUAAAUAUUGUACUAUUGUUAACAACGAUUAAUUG